AUGAAAUCCUCCUCAAUUUUUGCUACUUUUGAUUACUACCCUCAUCCAACGCCAGUCACACCACCUACGCUGCAACAUCCAAAACCGCAAUACCCUGAUAAGUUCACCUUGGGUGUCAAGAUUGACGGUCAAAUCUGGUUAACAUUCCAAGAGGGAGAUGGUCAGCUUGAAUAUGAUCAUAUCAAGUACUACCCACCUUCCAAACCACAAUGGGAUGGACACCGCCAAACUUUUACUACCCAGCCAGUUACUGAAGACGGUUCCGAACCUACUUGUCAUUCAGGUUGGAAACGUGGCUAUGGUGAUGGCGAUGGUGAUGGUGAUUCUGACGAGAAUGGAGCUAACUAUCACCCAAAUGCAUUUACUAUCAGUUACCAGUCUUGGUUACCAGUCUUUACUUUGAAAAACACAGUGUUGAAGGACUCUCACGGGAAAAUUGGUUCCAUAGUUGCUAAUCACCAAUUUCAAUUUGAUUACCCUGUCCAACCUGAUGCUUUAUACACCAGUGGCUUUUCAAUUGUGUAUCAAAACGGGUAUCCUUUGUUGGCAUUGAAUGGUAAAACCACAUUUUGGAACUCACAAGCAUCCUCAACCAUUUGGAAAUUGUACGAUAAACCAAUCACAUCCAAUUCAAGAAGCGUCGAGCUCGUUGUGAUCAAGGUUAGCUACUAG
Messenger RNA from Lodderomyces theae, 672 nucleotides. RefSeq lists its product as uncharacterized. Gene Ontology annotation, cellular component: fungal-type cell wall. NCBI's taxonomy places the organism in Eukaryota, Fungi, Ascomycota, Pichiomycetes, Serinales, Debaryomycetaceae. The transcript is spliced from 2 exons. Bases 1 to 672 code for a protein of 223 amino acids. Gene Ontology annotation, molecular function: structural constituent of cell wall. Gene Ontology annotation, biological process: fungal-type cell wall organization. The record is from RefSeq and is a predicted model, not a curated record.